Messenger RNA from Mugil cephalus (flathead mullet), 2560 nucleotides. It is a transcript of the gene tmem65, whose product is annotated as transmembrane protein 65. The coding region runs from base 387 to 1094 and encodes 235 amino acids. The record is from RefSeq and is a predicted model, not a curated record. The transcript has 7 exons. Gene Ontology annotation, cellular component: mitochondrion. Gene Ontology annotation, biological process: regulation of cardiac conduction; cardiac ventricle development. NCBI's taxonomy places the organism in Eukaryota, Metazoa, Chordata, Actinopteri, Mugiliformes, Mugilidae.
CGCUGCCGCCAUUGUUGUAGUUCCUCUUGUUUCGCGUUAGCUUGAACUUAAUGUGCCAAACUCCGGAGUCUAAGAGAUCAUGAGACGUCUUGGGCGGCGGACGGCGCCUAGAGAGGACAGAGGACGGAGGACGGAGGACAGAGGACAGAGGAGGACAUGUGUCGCGGCUUGAAAUGAAACCGGAGUUUUAGAGAAAUCAAAAGUCGUCGGUUUGUGUCCCGCUGCGGUGGUUUCUAGCCCGGAGCGACCGGGCAACUGUCAACUUCUACCCGAGCGUCGGCGCGUGGAGACGGACACGGAGACGGAGACAAGAAAAGCCGGUUUUUUGUUUUUAUAUAGACAUUUUAUAGACGCGCAGGGUGGUGUUUUGUUGGCGGGGGAGGACAAUGCUUCAUCUCGGUGUUCGCGGAGCUCUGAGAGCCGCUGCUCACAAGUUCCCGGCGGGGCUGAAGCCCGGUCUGCGGCCGGGGACGGGGCGCCCCGCGCCGGGCUGCUGCAUGGGGACACACGGGAGGAACGAGCCGAGGGAGCCGCUCAACUCCCCCAAGAGAGCCAAGGAGUUUAUUUACCGGCUCCAGCACAACGAGAGGACCUGUCUGCUGAGGGAGCUGCAGAGUUUCGAGUCCAUCGCCAUCGCGCAAGAGACGGUGGAGACGUCGCCUCCGACUGCAGCUCAGAUCAGAUACGUUUUGUUCCAUAACGCCCUCCCCUUCGUUGGAUUUGGUUUUCUGGAUAACGCCAUCAUGAUCGCAGCGGGAACUCAGAUCGAACUGUCCAUCGGAGUCACUCUGGGCAUCUCCACCAUGGCUGCUGCUGCUCUGGGGAACCUGGUCUCAGAUCUGGCAGGACUCGGUCUUGCAGGUUACGUGGAGGCUCUGGCCUCUAAACUGGGGAUGCAGGUUCCUGACCUGACGCCCAAACAGGUGGACAUGUGGCAAACUAAGCUCAGCGGCCACAUGGGUAAAGCCAUCGGCGUGUCCAUCGGCUGCAUCCUGGGAAUGUUCCCACUUCUUUUCCUCAGCGACGACGACGACGACGACAAGAAAGAGAAGGAAGCUCCGUCCUGCAGCGACGCAGCAUCACACUCCUCCUAACGAGACACUACACUACACUACACAACACAACACACACACACACACACACACUGGAGGCUACUGAUCAAGCUUAGUAACGGACAGAGUGUUUACAGGCGGGUGUUUCUCUGUCUCUGCUCAGGCAGCGUUCGAUCUGCUCAGACUCAGCAGCUAAACAGCUCCAACUGGUCUUAGUUCUACUUCACUCUUUAAGCUCAUGUUCUGGCAACAGCUUCAGUUUCCACCCGUUCACAUGCAGAGGGUCCCGCUGUCAUUCUCAUUUUAAACUCCCCGGCCACUUUAUUAGGUACACCAGUGAACUACCACAGCGUCCAUGAAGGUUCAGACUCAGUUUCUAAUAAAUGAGAGAUGGAAUGACUUCAGUGCUGUCCCUAAUAAUCUGGCGUGAACGAUGCCUGGGUGGAUGUGGAUGUUAGUUAGUGUCUGGAUCCAAAGAUGCUGCGUCGCCAUAGAAACCGGAGGCCCGACUCCCGUCGGGAUCCUGAGAGACUGGAAACACGAGUUCUUUGUGACACUUUAAAGACUGAGAACACUAUUUAUUCACACUCUCCAGGUUAAAGGACGUGUCGUCUCCUACCUCCAGGAACAUUUACCUGUUUGUUUUGCAUGAAGAAGAAUCUGAUGUAGCUGUUUAAUCCGUUUAUUGUCGUCAUGGUGGAAAGUCCUCAGAUGUUCUCAGAGAGGAGGCACGAAGCUAUUGAAUGAUUGUUCUCCUCACGUUGGUGUUUUAUUAUUAUUAUAAUUUAUUCUGUUCACUUCAUGAAUGAGACUUUUCUAUGUCUCUCCGUCUUAUUCCCACCGACGCUCCAGCGCUUUUUCCUCUGUGACAUUUCACAUGUAAAUCAUGACGUCACAGAAAGUAAACGCAUGCAGGCGACAGAUUAAUUAAGAUUUCUGCAGCCGGACAAUGAGUCAUUUGAUAAACUAUUGAAUUAUUGCUUUGAUGCGUUCACAUGUGAGAGACCAGCUCCAAACAUCUGGAGGAAAAGGAAAAAUCUAAAUUAGUGAUCUGUCACAGAUUCUGUUUCCUCGUCUCGUCUCCUUAUUUUUCUGGUUUUAAGUGUUUAGGGGAAAGUGGAGCUCGACGGGUCCUCGGAUCAGAAGGAACAAAUAAAUAAAUAAUAAAUAAUGAAAGAAGAAAACGUUUGAACACUAUUUUAAUGAGUGUUUCAUGGACGUGGAGACGCCGGUGUCUCGUUAGAAGAGGACGAGGACAGUUCCCGACGUUAGCAGCAUGCUGUUCGUUUUGUAUCAUCUCACAAGAAGAAACCUUUAUAUAAUGUCUGUGUUUUUCUAUGAGGAUGAAGUUUUUUUGUUGUUGUUUUGAAGCUAUGAACAAAACUUUGAGGAUGUUUUGCUGCCAUCUUGUGGUGAGUCCGGAGCAUGACUUAUACUUUAAGCCUGUAAUGAAUGCGUUUCUGUGCAGUUGUUCUAAAAACUAAUAAAUGUGGGAGUUAUUUACAGGA